CGCUGCCCCGCUCUGCGCACCAGGCGCACCAGCGGGACAGUCCGGUUGCACCAGAGGCUCGCUCAGACCACUCCAACCUACAGCGGACUGCCUACCGAGAAGUAAUUAAACUGGAGUCAACCGAUCAUCUUUUCUUCGCUUUUCAGUUUCCCGAGAAAUCAGGACCAGCGGCUCCAAGUUGAAGCAGCCAGGAUUUGCCCAGACAGAGGUGCCAUACCAAGGAUAAUAGAGGAGAUGAAGGAUUAGGGGAUAAUCCAGGUAGAUGGCUCCAUGGUGCGACCGCAGAACCGUUUGCAGCUGGAUUUGGACCUAUUUCUGAGCUGAUGUCGACAAAGCCAAAGCCCAAAGCAAGCCAUUCCACCUGACCACACUCCAACUGGAUCGGCUGCCUCCAGGAACACAACUGCAUAGUGUUCUCCUCAAUUUGUGCCUGUUUAAUUCAGCCAGCUAUGCAUGUCAACAAGCUACAAAGACUGGGACAGAACUUGGCCUGUACAUGAUAAACAGACAUGAUAUUCCAGUGAACUAUUUGGCGCUGCAGGCCUGGAGUUUAAUGUUUCAGCCUCAAAAACUACACAGCUUCAGAUCUUGGAAUAACCUUUGAGAGCUAUUUUCCAGGUCCAUACUGUGGACUCAUGAACUGUCAGUGAUUUUGUGAAAAAGAAGAGAGAAGUUGAGAUUUAUUAUUCAGUUAUCCUUUCGGUGGGAUUAAAGGAAAUUCCAGAAAUUGAUUUGAGUUGAUUUUCAAGAAAAGCCGAGCCGUUCUCCAUUUCUGACCAUGAAUCUCCAGGAAAAGCUGUCAGGCCUAAAGGGUCUGGUCUCACACUCCCACAGCAAGCGCCGCUUUAAAGGAGACCUAACAGUGGACAUGAUCAGCCCUCCUCUGGGGGACUUUCGCCACACCAUGCAUGUGGGCCGUGGUGGCGACGUAUUUGGGGACACGUCCUUCCUCAGCAAUCACGGCGGGACCACCAACGGGAACAACGGGGAAACCGAUUCUGUGUCCACUCCAGACAACAAGAUCGGAGCAUUCUUCUCAAGGACGCUCCGUCAAAUCAGGAGGGGCUCUGACAACCGACCCAGAGAGGCAUCCAAGGAUCUCUCGCCACCGCCUCCUGUCGUUUCCCCCAUCAUCAAGAAUGCCAUCUCCCUGCCCAGGCUGGAUGUAGAUAUGCCUAAUGGAAGUCCUACCAUCAAGGUGCUUUUCCCCAGUUCUCAAAACACACCUGAGGAGAAGAAAAGCUCUUAUGGUCUGGAGUCCGGUUUUGUCACCUUGCCUCGUCUCUCACGCUCUGAGCGUCAGCAGCCAUCCAUCUCCGUCCCCAUCUCCUGCUCCUCCAACAUUCACCGCGGCUCUCUGACCGACCCCUCUGAUAUCAUCUUAUCCACCUGUUCCACCUCUGUUGGGACUUCCGACCCCAGCCGCACUACCGCCUUCUCCGACUCUCUUCCUUCCCUCACCUCCCUGGAUACCUUCACCUUUGACCUCGGACCCUCCCUCAUGAGCGAGGUUUUCAGCCUGAUCGACGGCCACCCGGAGGAGCACAGUCACGCUUGGGAGGGAGAGGAGAUAGGGUCAGCAUGUGGGCUGACCACUGACGGGUCAGAGAUGGACUCGGCUACCAUCUCAUAUGUGGAUUCCUUGCUGAGGGAAGACUGUGGGGGCAGAAAGAGCCCACAUGGGGCCCAAUGGGAAGAGGAGGAUGGGAGCGCAAUGGAGGUGAAUGGGAUUGGCCUUUCUGUAAAAGUUCCUGAUGUAGUGAUGGGGUCUCCUGACCGGGGGAUGAUGGGGAUGAGGAUGGAGAGCAAACGGUUCCAGAGUGCUACAGACGUGCUUGCGCGCCACUAUGGUGCCGGCCUCUUGAAGGGACAGAGCAGGAUGGCGACGGGAGAUCCAGAGUUCAUGAGCCAGCCAAAGAAGAAAAUGUCCUACAGUUAUAUGGAUGAUGAGGACGAAAUCAAAGUCUGAGCUCAGAAAAUCAAACAUGUUGGAGGAAAUUGUUUAAAAAAAAAAAAUGUGAUGUAUAAUUCCUCUGUAAAUCCAAUCAAACCAAUCAUCUAACAUCAUCGCAUGGUUGACAAAGGCUGGCUCUGUUGACAGGAUGAGCUCGGAAACCCUUCACACCUAGUACUGAUUUCCUUCUAUGCAAGCGUACUCCAAGGAUUUAAAGUUUUGAUACAAACCUGCUGCUGAAUGUACCUAAAAGGAGUGAAAGACUUGAUGCUACAUGUUUCCUUCUCUGCACGAGAAAAUAACUGAAGCAAGGAGGGUAUGGAAAGUGCGGAUGUACCAGCGAAUGUAGUUACAAUCAAAGGAAAAGCCCGGCAUUACUCAGUGUGGAAGUCGCAAACCCUGAAGUUCACUUUAUCCAUUUUUUUUUUUUUAUAUACUUCCUCAUAUACGAAGGGAAAAGGCUCUCAGUGCGAGACCAGAUUACUAAUGAGAACACAGAAAGGAAUUCUGGGAGGGUUGGAAAAAUAUAUUUGGUCUUAAUACAAACUUUUGGCAUCACCACAAUCUCUUUCUACUCAGGAAUAUACCAGCAGGGGAGAAAAAGGGAAGAAAAUUAUUAAAUGAGAGAUCCCAGAAUUCACAGUAUAAAGCCUCAUCUAUUACACUACAUGGACCAAUGUAAUACUACAUGUAAUACUGGUAUUUGCUAGACGCAGCUAAAGCCUUAAUUAUAUAUUGUGCAUUGUAUGCUGCAGACCUUCUAUAUAGACACUCUGUGCACCUUUUUUUGAUUAUGAAGUCCGACCCCUAUAUCGCUUUUUUAUAGAAGAAACGUCAUGCAUAUGUUAUUUUAUAAAGCUGCACACGAAGAUAUCAACAGACCUCCUAUAAAUAUGUACGUACAGUAUGAGCACCUGCAGUAAGUACACAGUGCGAUUCACAUCCAUGUGCUGCAGUCAGUACCAGUGAUAUACCAUGAAAAUAUAAAGUGACAAUAAAGAUGUUUUUAAUGA
Molecule: messenger RNA, 2967 nt
Organism: Archocentrus centrarchus (flier cichlid)
Lineage: Eukaryota; Metazoa; Chordata; Actinopteri; Cichliformes; Cichlidae
Gene: cdc42ep1a
Product: CDC42 effector protein (Rho GTPase binding) 1a
Exons: 4
Coding region: 779-1969 (396 amino acids)
Biological process (GO): positive regulation of actin filament polymerization; Rho protein signal transduction; positive regulation of pseudopodium assembly
Cellular component (GO): cytoskeleton; plasma membrane; cytoplasm
Molecular function (GO): small GTPase binding
Source: RefSeq, a predicted model, not a curated record